CAAAUUGUCGCUUUGGGAAUGUAUAAAACCCAAGCGUGCGCAAUAUCGUCACAACAGUUUACCGUCUACAUUCGUCAAGUAAAGAUAAAGUAUUUCGAAAACAAAAUGGCAAAGCGAGCGCUUAUUCUUUUAUAUCCACAAAACGAAGAGAAUGAAGUCACCACUCCGUACACCGUUUUGAAACGUGGUGGAGUGGAAUGUACUUUGGCUGGUCCAACCGACGAACCGGUCGUUGGUUCUUCCGGUAUGCUGAUUGUACCGGACAUGGCCCUCUGCGAAGCGAUGAAAAAAGGUCCCUACGACGUGGUGGUCACCGCCGGCGGCAAAUUCGGCUGGCAAUCUUUAUCGGAGGAUCGUGAUGUGGGCACUGUCAUGCGCGAACAAGAGAAAUCCGGACGUUUACUAGCCGCCAUUUGUACUUCGCCGAUUGCAAUGAAAGCGCAUGGUAUCAUGUUCGGACGUCGUUUAACUUCCUAUCCACGCGUAGAAAAUGUUGUCCGUGAGGGUGACAACUACAUCUACAAGUAUGACGACGUCGUCACCGAUCGCAAUCUGAUUACAUCCCGCGGACAUCGCACCACCUUCGACUGGUCGAUUAAAGUCUUGGAGUAUGUCACCGAUCGCGAGACUGCAAGGCGUGUCGCUGCAGAGAUGCUUAUGAUUGAUUAGUAAUACAAUCAUCAAGGUAAUUAAUACAUUACAUAAUGACAAUUCACUGUACGCGGCGUAACUUCGAGAACAAACGUUUUUAUUGGUUUAAUUCGAGUCAACCACACACGCAAAUGGCACUAAAACAUAACGCAACAGAAUAAAAAUAAAAUAUAAAUGCACUAACAAUAAAUUAACUUAGACACAUCUUAUAAAGAGUAUGAUGAAAUCAUGAAGUGUGAAAUAUGUUUAAAUCUUUGGGCUAUCAAUCAAAUUAUUCAUUCUU
Messenger RNA from Dalotia coriaria, 934 nucleotides. RefSeq names its product protein/nucleic acid deglycase DJ-1-like. The record is from RefSeq and is a predicted model, not a curated record. The transcript has 3 exons. Gene Ontology annotation, biological process: response to oxidative stress; glyoxal metabolic process; glycolate biosynthetic process. The coding region runs from base 19 to 669 and encodes 216 amino acids. Gene Ontology annotation, cellular component: cytoplasm; nucleus; mitochondrion. Lineage: Eukaryota; Metazoa; Arthropoda; Insecta; Coleoptera; Staphylinidae.